UCCCCAUCCACGAUGAACGCCCUGCGGCUCGCCCACACCAUCCCUGCCGACAGGAGAUUCAGCAAGCUCAAGUCCGAUUACUUUGACCGCCAGCUCCAGUCGCUGCGCUUCAACCCAUAUCUGGCGCUGAGUGUGGUACACAAUGCCGUGUUGUCAUCGCUGUCCAUCGAACGGACCGAUGAACGAUUUCUCCUCGCCGGAUCGACCGAUGGAUCGCUGUUUAUCUAUGAUCUUGACCAAGCUCCGGACGACAAGGACUCGAUGUUUGGCAGUGACCAAGUGCUGGAUUCGCUGCUCUCCGUAGAAAGAGCACAGGGCGGCCACGACUCGGCCAUCGCGAAUGUGUUGUGGUAUCCGCUCGACACGGGCAUCUUCACGACCUCAUCCACCGACGGCCAAACUCGGGUCUGGGACACCAAUGCAAUGCAGGCUGCAUGCACAUUUUCACUCGGGCAUCCAAUCUAUUGCCACUCACUCAGCUCCAUCGGAAUAUCCCAUUCACUCAUCGCAACCGGCGGCGCCUGUCCCGACAUCCGUCUCUGUGACAUGCGAACAGGAGCCGCAUCGCACACCUUGCGAGGCCACAGCGGCAACAUCUUUGCGGUCCAGUGGUCCCCACGCAACGAAUUCCUACUUGCCUCAGGAAGUGCCGACAAAACGAUCAAGCUGUGGGAUGUCCGCAAGGGCAAUGCGUUCCUGAAGAAUCUGGACCAGCGCAACGAAGGAAGCGAAGGUGCCACGGCCCACAAUGCCUCCGUUAAUGGCUUGGUUUUCACUUCCGAUGGCCUGCAUCUGCUCAGCUGCGGUCUCGACUCUGAGAUUCGUCUGUGGGAUCAAUGGACCGGACGGAGGACGAAGACCCGAUAUGAGUCCAUCCAAAACAAGACAAAGACCAACGUCCUCCCUGCAAUCGUAUCGAGCAUCCACCAGUCGCUUCCGUAUCUUUUCUUCCCAAACAACGACCGCUCGAUUCUUGUCGCCAAUCUGUUUAGCGGAGAAACGGUCCAGCUGCUGGAUCGCGCUCCGGAUCACAUUCGGUGCAUUGCUUUGCGAGAGAAGAGCCAGACGCUAUAUUCUGGCGGCGGAGCUCGGGGGUGUCUUGUCUGGAGCCCGCUACAAGCAGAACCCAAGAGUAGCCGCGGACGGCGUCCCAAAGAUCCGCCUCAUAACGAUCCACAUGACGACGAUGAUGACGACGGCAGCAAUCACGGUGGCGACUACGAUGGGGGUCGCGCACUGGGAAAGCGUCCUCCGCCAGGCAACUCCAGGCGAGGUGGCAGCGGUGCUGGUUCUCGGCAGGGCUCAAAGCGGUUCAGGGCGUUCUAUGUUCGAUAGGCUGGCUAUGAGGAGGAGAAUGGGCACUUGGAGGAGCAGGGGGGGGGCUCCAUCCAACAUCGUAAUCCGACUGCGUGGUGCAUCUGUCGGCCAAAGCGGUGGAUGUAAGAAUACAAUGCUUUGUAUAUCCAUAA
Molecule: messenger RNA, 1469 nt
Organism: Polychytrium aggregatum
Lineage: Eukaryota; Fungi; Chytridiomycota; Chytridiomycetes; Polychytriales
Product: WD40-repeat-containing domain protein
Exons: 10
Coding region: 13-1335 (440 amino acids)
Biological process (GO): transcription-coupled nucleotide-excision repair; protein polyubiquitination; proteasome-mediated ubiquitin-dependent protein catabolic process
Cellular component (GO): nucleotide-excision repair complex; Cul4A-RING E3 ubiquitin ligase complex
Molecular function (GO): protein binding
Source: RefSeq, a predicted model, not a curated record